Molecule: messenger RNA, 813 nt
Organism: Closterium sp. NIES-65
Lineage: Eukaryota; Viridiplantae; Streptophyta; Zygnematophyceae; Desmidiales; Closteriaceae
Source: the annotation of a GenBank genome assembly
AUGCCCAAUGGCGGGAAUGAUCUGUUUCUCGAAAUUGCAUCCCAGGAUUUGCGGGCAUCGGGUAACCAUACGUCCGACUUGCGACGGCGAGAAGGGCAGGUGGGAUUGGAAGAAGAGAACGAGCGGCCGCAUUUUGUCGUCGAUGCUGUAGCUGACGAGCCGCGGGCAGGCGAGAAUCACGCGUCGGCAUUUUUCCUCGGCAAUAUCGAGGUGCUGCAGGAGCGCGAGCAGCGGGCAGAGCUUCUCCUCGAUGCUGCGCACGAGGAUCCCGGGAAAAUGCGCGAUCGCGCGGCGGAGGUCCCGCGCGGAGAACCCCACUCCGCGGAGGCACUCCGCGGCUGGGCGGAGCUUUUCGGGGACGCUGUACGCGAGGAGCUGCGGGCAGCGGCGGAGGAGCGGCGGAAGGGCCUUGGCGGAGAAAUCAGAGUGCGGGCGGAUGCAGGGGACGCAGCAGCGGCGCAGACGGCGGAGGCAGCGCAGGCGACGUCGCGGAUGAUGGAGGUGGACAAGGACUCUUUCUACCCCGAGCUCGAGAAAGCGGCGGCGGCGGACAAGCUCGUCGUGCUCGAUAUGUACACCCAGUGGUGUGGGCCGUGCAAGCUGCUGGCGCCCAAGGUGGAGGCGUUGGCAGAGGAGAUGCAGGACGUGGUGUUCCUCAAGCUGGACUGCAACCAGAAUAACAAGCCUCUGGCGAAGGGCCUUGGAGUGCGGUCGGUGCCGACGUUCAAGCUCUUCCGCAACCUGGCGCAGAUUGACGAGGUGCAAGGCGCCAAAUACGACCUGCUGCUUGAGAAGAUCACCAAGCACCGAUGA